AGAUAAAAGAUUUUGAUCUAUGGAUAACACAGAGACUUUUAGUUGGGUAUAUUGAUUACACAUUUGAUUUUCUCUCUCUGUUUUUUGAUUGUAUGUAGCGGCCUCUGUUCCUAACAGGUUGCAGAUCAAUAAUCUUUUGUAAACAGAAUAUAAUUUAUGAAAUUAACUUGAUGGGUCUUACGAAUGAGUACCUGGAAGCUGCAGUUGCCGCAGUUAUCGGCAUAGUCUUAAUUUCUUACUAUGCGUACUUCAUCAAACGGACUAGGGCAGGUUCUUCCCGCAAGCCACCGGCAGCAGGCGGUGGCUGGCCUUUAAUCGGUCAUCUUCACCUUUUGGGUGGCUCCGGUGAGCCUCCAUGCGAAGCCCUAGGAGCGUUGGCAGACAAGUACGGCCCAAUAUUCAGCAUCCGAGUUGGAGUGCACCCAGCGGUGGUGGUGAGCUCUUGGGAGUUAGCCAAAGAGUGUUUCACCACUCACGACGUCGUUAUCUCUUCUCGUCCCAAAUUCACCGCCGCAAAAAUCCUGGGAUACGACUAUGCUAACUUUGGGUUCUCCCCUUACGGAAAAUUCUGGCGUGAGAUGCGCAAGUUAACGGCUUCGGAGUUACUUUCCGCUACCCGGUUUGAGCUUCUUCGAGAUAUCAGAGAAUCCGAGGUAAAGAGCUCCUUGAAAGAAUUGUACAGAGAAUGGGUUGAGAGAAGUGGCGGCUCCGGCGAAUUGUUGGUGGAGAUGAAGGCGUGGUUCGGAGAUGUGAAUCUGAACGUGAUUCUGAGGAUGAUUGCGGGGAAGCGGUACUCCGGCAAAGGCGAGGAUGAGCAACAAGUGAGACGAAUUCAGAGGGUUUUCAGAGAGUUCUUCCGUUUGACAGGGUUGUUUGUUGUUGGUGACGCCAUUCCCUUUCUUGGGUGGCUUGAUUUGGGAGGUGAAGUUAAGGAGAUGAAGAAAACGGCUAUAGAAAUAGACAGCAUCGUUUCUGAAUGGUUAGAAGAACAUCGAAUAAUAAAAGUUUCGGGUGAGACUGCUGAAACAGAACAAGACUUCAUUGAUGUUUUGCUGUCUGUCCUUAACGGCGUCGACCUUGCCGGUUAUGAUUUUGACACCGUCCUAAAAGCCACCUGCAUGAUUUUAAUUGCUGGAGCAACUGAUACUACAACAGUUACCAUGAUAUGGGCAUUGUCGUUAUUGCUUAAUAAUCGUCAUGCUUUAAAGAAAGUUCAAGAUGAAUUAGAUGAGCAUGUGGGUAAGAAAAGACUAGUGAAUGAAUCAGACAUUAACAAAUUAGUUUAUCUUCAAGCCGUGGUUAAAGAGACACUACGAUUGUAUCCAGCUGGGCCAUUAGGAAGUCCUCGUGAAUUCACAGAAAAUUGUACACUAGGUGGUUACAAUAUCCGAGCAGGUACCCGAUUUAUUUUGAACGUUUGGAAAUUGCAUAGGGAUCCACGUAUAUGGUCAAACCCAUUAGAAUUUCAACCAGAAAGGUUUUUGAACAUCCACAAGGAUAUGGAUGUGAAGGGUCAACAUUUUGAGCUCCUUCCUUUUGGCGGUGGAAGAAGGUUGUGUCCUGGCAUAUCAUUUGGCCUUCAAAUGACACACUUGGCAUUAGCUUCUUUAUUGCAAGCUUUUGAAAUCACAACUCCAUCCAAUGUUGAGGUUGAUAUGAGUGCCACAUUUGGACUUUCAAACAUGAAAACUAGUCCUCUUGAAGUUUUAGUUAAACCUGUUUUAUCACAUCAGCUACUCUCUGUAUGAUUCAGCAAAAUCCACAUCAUCAACCAUUGUCAUCCCUACUUGAAUAAAAAGUCAUUUGUACCUUCACCUUUCCUACCAUGAAUGAUUUAGUGUGUUUUGAACUAGUUAUCAACUCGAAGCAAAGAUCAAUAGCUUCUAGGAGUGUUAUAUUUUGCUAAGUUGUGUACUAAGACAUUAUUGGAUAUGUGUAUUUGUAAUUAAUUCGUCGCAAAUAUCAAGUUGUUUUCAAAAGAAUUAUUGAA
Messenger RNA from Cajanus cajan (pigeon pea), 1990 nucleotides. RefSeq names its product cytochrome P450 CYP82D47. NCBI's taxonomy places the organism in Eukaryota, Viridiplantae, Streptophyta, Magnoliopsida, Fabales, Fabaceae. Gene Ontology annotation, molecular function: iron ion binding; heme binding; oxidoreductase activity, acting on paired donors, with incorporation or reduction of molecular oxygen. The record is from RefSeq and is a predicted model, not a curated record.